Molecule: messenger RNA, 1679 nt
Organism: Chironomus riparius
Lineage: Eukaryota; Metazoa; Arthropoda; Insecta; Diptera; Chironomidae
Source: the annotation of a GenBank genome assembly
UUAUAAACAAGCCACUACCGCAUGGUUGAAAACAAUAAAGCGAACAGGCAUUAAAUCAGAAUAAAUAAAAACUUGAUAAGCGCGUGAAAAGAAGCAUAACAAUGUCUGAAAUCGUCGAGAAGAAGAAAAAACAAAAAAAGAAGGUGAAGGAAGAAAUUGAGAACUUGGGGGAGAUACAAAGAUCAGGAGAUUUCCAAAUUAAGCCAUCUGAAGCCAUAGCUAAAUUGGAAACAUCAGAUUGGCCAUUAUUGCUGAAAAAUUUUGAUCGAUUAAAUAUCAGAACCAACCAUUAUACGCCACUUCCAAACGGAGCAUCACCCUUAAGCCGUCAUAUUAAGGAAUAUGUCAAAAGUGGAUUUAUUAACCUUGACAAACCAUCUAAUCCUAGCUCACACGAAGUUGUUGCUUGGAUUAAAAGAAUCUUAAAAGUAGAGAAGACUGGUCACUCGGGAACUUUAGAUCCAAAAGUAACUGGAUGUUUGAUUGUGUGUAUUGACAGAGCUACUCGAUUAGUUAAGAGUCAACAAAGUGCAGGAAAAGAGUAUGUUGCUGUUUUUAAGCUACAUUCAGCAGUUGAAUCUAUCCAACGGGUCAAUCAGGGAUUAGAGAAACUUCGUGGUGCUCUAUUUCAAAGACCUCCAUUGAUUUCAGCUGUUAAGCGACAGCUUCGUGUCAGAACAGUUUAUGAUAGUUUAUUGCUAGACUACGACGAAAAUCGUAAUAUGGGUGUGUUUUGGGUAAGCUGUGAAGCUGGAUCUUAUAUCAGAACAAUGUGUGUUCAUUUGGGACUUGUUUUGGGUGUUGGUGGACAAAUGUUGGAACUCCGUCGUGUUCGAUCAGGUAUUCAAAGUGAAAAAGAUGGUAUGGUAUCCAUGCAUGAUGUGCUUGAUGCUCAAUAUGCUUAUGAAAAUCAUAAAGAUGAAUCGUUAUUGCGUCGCGUUAUUAAACCUUUGGAAGGCUUGCUUGUUUCCCACAAAAGAAUCAUUGUCAAGGAUAGUACAGUUAAUUCUAUAUGCUAUGGAGCUCAAAUCAUGUUGCCUGGUGUGUUGAGAUAUGAAGACGGCAUCGAAAUUAAUGAUGAAAUCGUCAUCGUUACCACCAAAGGUGAAGCAAUAGCUUUAGCCAUUGCAUUAAUGACAACAGCCACAAUGGCUAGUUGCGAUCAUGGAGUAUGUGCAAAAUUAAAGCGUGUCAUUAUGGAACGUGAUACAUAUCCAAGAAAAUGGGGUCUUGGACCAAAAGCAUCUAAGAAGAAGGAAUUAAUUGCUGCAGGUCUUUUAGAUAAAUAUGGUAAGCCAAAUGAAAACACUCCAAAAGAAUGGCUUACAGGAUAUGUAGACUAUAACAACAAGACACAACAAAAUGGAAAUACAGCUGCUGAGGAAAAUAACAAACGUAAAUUAAGCGUAGGACCAAAUGAUGUGUCUCUUGACAAUUCACAAGUAGUUGAAGUAAAAAAGAAGAAGAAAAAGCAAAAAUUAAAUCCAGACGAAUCAACAGAAGUUGCUCAGGAAGAACCAGUUGAAUUGCCUGCUGAAACACCGACGAGUGAAAAAAAGAAAAAGAAGAAAGACAAAAAGAAGGAAAAGGAAGAAGAUGAAUAAAUCAACAGAAUUAAAACAGAUUUCUAUUAUCUUUUCUGAAAUAUGCAUUUUUAAGAUAAAACAGAUUAAUUUUCU